AUGUCCAAUUUAAAUCUACAAACUAUACCUACAGAAUCUCUUAAUCUUGCUCUCAUUCUACACAGUAAAAUUGAAUUGAAAACGUGGACUGGAGAUGUAAAAGCCGAAAUUAAAAGUUUUUAUGGCGCAAUUGAACAUGCUUUACAAAAACUAGAACAUUUAAAGGAAACGCCUGAAGAUGUAAAAGCUGCUGUAUUAGCAAUAAGUUCCUUACAUAAAAAUAAUAAACUUGCUAUUUCUUCUCCUUCAUAUAAAAAAGAGGACAAUCAAAAUGAUAUUUGUAUGCAUAUCUCAAAUUUAAAGAGUAUAUUGGAAAAUAUUGAAGAUUUUGAAGCAAAAGAAUUAAUCUUAUAUUACAGGAGAGAAUUACAAUUCGAAUUAGAACAAUGCUCAAGGAAUAUUAUAAGAUUCAUAGGAAUCUUUAUCAAAAUUAUAUUCAUUAGUACUUGA
Dentiscutata erythropus is the source of this 450-nucleotide messenger RNA. The record is from the annotation of a GenBank genome assembly. Lineage: Eukaryota; Fungi; Glomeromycota; Glomeromycetes; Diversisporales; Gigasporaceae.